AAUGUCACAAUACGGAUUACGGAUCGUAAUUAUUUUUGUCAAUGCAGGGAGCUGUCUGUCAAAGUCGGAACAUCGCUAAUCCGGGAAUGGUCAUAUUAUUCAUCAUUUAAAAUUUUGAGUAGCAAGAAAGCACAGUUUUAUUGAUUAAUUGUACAAUAUCAUCAACAUGGAGGACGUUUUGGACGAGACCGUCUCCUCGGAAGAUUUGCAAAAGUUCGAGAAAGUGUUUCACGAGCAGUUACAUAGCGGCAAUGUGACGCACAAAGCGCAGUUCGAGUACGCGUGGUGCCUCGUCAGGAGCAAAUACCCAACCGACAUAAGAAAGGGUAUAUUACUCCUGAAAGAACUCUUCAAUUCGCACGCAGAGGGGAAGCGUGACUACCUGUUCUACCUUGCCAUCGGCAAUGCUAGGAUCAAGGAGUACAACAAGGCGCUGCAUUAUGUUAAGUCAUUCCUGGAGAUCGAGCCUGCUAACCAACAGGUUUUGGCGUUGGAGCGUCAGAUCAACAAGCGCAUGGAGAAGGAGGGGCUGAUCGGCAUGGCGGUGGCGGGCGGCGCGGUGCUGGCGCUCGGCGGCAUCGUGGGCCUCGGGAUCGCUCUCGCCUCGAGCAAGAAAUAGCAUUUGGCCUUCUUAAUGAACGCGUUGCUGGGCGUUCAUUAUCUAUGGAAGCGUAAAGAGAUCAAGAAGGAGUAGGCGCCAGCUGGUUUAUAUCAUCACCUAUGUGUAACACUUGUGUACAGAAUCAAAGGCACCAUUGGCUUCGUUCACAGACCUAUAAAACUAUAGACGUCACAUGUACUAACGACGUUUUGAAUGAAUGAUCCCAAACUUCGAUCGGAUCCCGAGAGUAAAUCCAUGAAAAUAAGUCAUUUGUAAAAA
Molecule: messenger RNA, 880 nt
Organism: Manduca sexta (tobacco hornworm)
Lineage: Eukaryota; Metazoa; Arthropoda; Insecta; Lepidoptera; Sphingidae
Product: mitochondrial fission 1 protein-like
Exons: 5
Coding region: 167-619 (150 amino acids)
Biological process (GO): mitochondrial fragmentation involved in apoptotic process; autophagy of mitochondrion; mitochondrial fission
Cellular component (GO): peroxisomal membrane; mitochondrial outer membrane
Molecular function (GO): protein binding
Source: RefSeq, a predicted model, not a curated record